AUGGAGUCACAGAUCGCCGCCCUCCGACACGAACUUGAUACUAUACAUACCUACGAUUACGUGGAGGGAACCGUCCCAGCUCCCCUGGCUCCCGGUGAGUCCAUUGCCAUCGUCCUGGAGACGACCCUUGUUGAUAUCGGAAGGCCAUUAGAACUGGAGGCAUUCUUCCCUCCGAAAGGGGACUACUAUGAUUACUUUUCCUUUGAAUCGGCUGAUAGUGUCCAAAAAGCACUGGAUGACCUUUCGUCUUUCCUGGAGACCGAAGGCCCAUAUGACGGCCUGAUUGCUUUUUCCUUGGGAGGUGCUCUCACGGCCACCUAUCUCAUCCGGGAGGCCAGACGGCACCCUGAAAAACCUUUACCAUUUAAAUGUGCCAUCUUUCUGUCCGGUGGUGCACCCCUGGAUCCGGUGGCUCUGGAACGGGGACAAGUGCGUUUGCUAGAUGACGCGGCGGCUGGAAACCAAGCAUUGCGCGGGUUGCCCACCGUACACAUUUGGGGUAGUAAUGACGAACUAUGGGGUGAUCGAAGCGAAACACUGUAUGCGCUAUGCGAUCCCCAUGAACGCACGAAGGUGUUGCACGAGGAUGGGCAUGCAGUUCCAGGGGCAAGGGCCAAAGAGGCACUGUUGCGCAGUGUUAGGGCAAUCCGCAGAACAGUGGGGAGGGUAGCGAUAGCGGGUUAA
Molecule: messenger RNA, 684 nt
Organism: Aspergillus caelatus
Lineage: Eukaryota; Fungi; Ascomycota; Eurotiomycetes; Eurotiales; Aspergillaceae
Product: serine hydrolase FSH
Exons: 2
Coding region: 1-684 (227 amino acids)
Cellular component (GO): nucleus; cytoplasm
Source: RefSeq, a predicted model, not a curated record